AGCCAAUCGUCGUUUUUCCCGGUUAUCCCCAUCCACAUGAACAGCAAACCAGCACAAGUCAGGCAAGUUCCAACAACUGCAAUCAGUCGAGGUGUUGAAGAGUUGGAGGUAACGUUACGUGCAGCGGAGUCUGGAAAAAUUUCUUUGCAACUGACGCGACCUCUAAGCUGGAGCACACGAACUAUUUUAGCCGUUUCCCCCCUUUGCCCCACCCCUCCCAGUGAACACAUAAUUUGUAUACACUUUCAGGGGCCUGGUCAGUAUUCGUCUUUCCACCGUUAGUUCAGUGUGGUUGAUAAUUGUUGCACAAUCAGCAACCACUAAAGUGCUUAUCUGUUUUUCUUAUCAUUUUGAAAAACCAUUAGAAUGGAAGCCCGGGGGAAAGGAAGAGGCUACGGCCGUGCACGCGGCCAAGCUGCUGGACAACAACAACAGCAGCAGCAACAACGUCCUGGAGGAAGACCUGGGGGUGAUCAAGGUCAACCCGCACCACGUGGUCCGCCACAAAGUGCUUGGGUACGACCGGCUCAACCAACGGGUUCAGCAUGGCCACGGCCCCAAAUGGGGAGCGCUCCCCAGCAACAGAAGCCUCAAGUUGCAGGACGAGGAGAGAGGCAGGAAUUCGACCAGGGCGCUGUGCCCCGAAGAGUAAUUGCGGGCGAAGGAGAUCAAGGAAACCAAGAGGGUUCCCAAGGCGCCGCUCGCGGUGGUGGAGCUAGCAGCGUUCGAGGCCGAGUCGUUCGGAAGGAGAUAUUGUACACGAGGCCCCAAAAUUUGAAAUCUAAGAAAGGUACAAUCGGAACGCCAAUCAAUUUGAUAGCGAAUUACCUUCCGCUCAUUAAACAGGGAAAAUGGUGCUUGUACCAAUAUCGCGUGGAUAUGGCCCCCGAUGUUGAUAAUACUAACAAAAGGAAGGACUUAGUACGCAUUGCUGUUAAAGACCUUCUGAAAGGCGGUUACUUAUUUGAUGGAACUGUGUUGUACACAACCCAACGAAUAAAUAAUGAUUCGGUUGACCUGUUUGUUGACAACAGUGGUGAGAAUGUCAGAAUUACUAUUCGAUUAGUAGGCGAUCUAGCAUGGGGUGACAUGCAUUACAUCCAGUUAUUCAACAUCAUAAUAAGAAAAUGUUUGAAACUGAUGGGACUGCAACAAGUGGGUCGAAACUACUUCAUGCCCGACAACAAGAUCGUCAUUUCGGAACAUAAGAUUCAACUGUGGCCUGGAUACUUCACUUCUAUGCGCCAACACGAAAAAGACAUUUUAUUAAAUGUUGAUCUUCAGUUCAAAUUUAUGAGGACUGAUACGGUUUACGACAAUCUACUUGAAUGUCAAGGUGCCAAUGCCAGGAAAGAAUUUCAAUCAAAAAUCAUUGGAAGUGUUGUUUUAACACAUUACAACAACAAAACUUACAAGAUUGAUGAUGUGGACUUCAAUAGUACACCUGCUCAUACAUUCAAGUUAAAAGAUGGCAGUGAGACCACUUUUAAAGAUUAUUUCAAAAAGAAAUACAACGUUGAUAUCCGCGUCAAAGACCAACCCAUGCUGAUUUCGAGAUCCAAACCCCGAGAGAUCCGUGCUGGAGUUCCAGAGACUGUGUAUUUAGUCCCAGAAUUGUGUCUUAUGACGGGACUGACCGACAGGCAACGAGAGAAUUUCAAUCUUAUGAAGAUGCUUGCAACACACACUAGAAUAGGCGUAGAAGGCCGCAUUAAGAAGUUGAUGGAAUUUUCUCAAAAACUUCACAACAAGCCAGACGUUGUUAAUGAAAUUCGUAGAUGGGGUCUAGAUGUUGGAAAUUCUUUAGUUAGAUUUCAAGGCCGGGUGUUGCCCCAAGAGACUGUGGUUGGUGGCAAUGAUGCCAAAUACUCUGCUGGACCCCAAGCUGACUGGACCAAAGAAUUACGAAGCAGGCCAAUGUUAUAUAUGCCUAAAAUGGAACGUUUGGCUGUGGUGUGCUCUCACCGCAAUAAGAGUGCCACACAAGAUUUUAUUCAGUUGUUGGCGAAGACUGCCGGUGGAAUGAGAUGGUCUCUUGGCAAUCCAAAGAUCUUCGAUAUCCAGGAUGAUCGUUCGGGGUCUUACAUCGAACAGAUCGAGAAGAUCAUCAACAUGAACCAACCAACAAUGAUUUUGGUUAUUCUUCCUAACAAUUCCACUGAGCGUUACUCCGCCAUUAAAAAGAAAUGCUACGUUGAUAGAGGCAUUCCCACGCAGAUGUUUGUUGCAAGGAAUUUCACGAGUAAAGGUGUCAUGUCAAUUGCUACGAAGGUUGCAAUUCAAAUGAAUUGCAAGAUAGGGGGAGCUCCGUGGUGUGUCCCCAUUCCACUUUCGGGUUUGAUGGUUGUGGGUUACGACGUGUGCCGCGAUACCGUCAACAAGAAGAAAAGCUUUGCCGGAAUAGUGGGUUCGCUUGAUAAAAACAUCUCCCGUUUUUACAACAUUUGUUGCGAACAUAAGAUGGAAGAGGAGUUGUCCGACAAUUUUGCCGCUGCAGUUGCAUUGUUAUGCAAACAAUACAGAGAACAAAAUGGACACUACCCAGAAAGAAUUUUGAUUUAUCGCGAUGGUGUCGGCGAGGGGCAAUUGCCGUUUGUAGUAGAACAUGAAGUUGCCAACAUCAAACGAAAGUUGCAAGAAGAGAUUUACAUCAAUGGUGAAGUGAAAAUGGCUUUUGUGGUUGUGUCGAAGCGUAUCAACACUAGGAUCUUUACCGAAAAGGACAACCCUCCACCGGGAACUGUCGUAGAUGAUGUGAUCACCUUACCCGAGAGGUAUGAUUUCUAUAUCGUGUCGCAGUGUGUAAGGCAAGGCACUGUUGCCCCAACUAGUUACAAUGUUAUUGAGGACAGUAUGGGAUUGCCCCCAGAAAAACUCCAGUAUUUGACGUACAAACUGACCCAUAUGUAUUACAAUUGGUCCGGCACUGUUCGUGUGCCAGCCCCCUGCCAGUACGCCCAUAAAUUGGCAUUUAUGGUGUCCCAAUACAUGCAUAGACCUGCCCACCACGAUUUGGACAAUGUGUUGUAUUACCUUUAAUUUUAAUUUGUCGGAGAUUUUUUUAGACGUCGCAAAUGUAGUAAUUUGCGCUGUCACAUUCCUAAGUUCAGUUUUAGUAUUGUUCAAUGAGUGUUAAUUUUUUUUAUAUUAUGAUGCGUUACUGAAAUACGCUUGUCGUUUAUAAGAUAUUACGUUAAAUUUUUACGAGAAUCUUUAAAUAAGUCCUUUGUUAUAUUUUUGUAUGUAACAAGAGAGAAUAAAACUCUUUUACAAAAAAGAA
Molecule: messenger RNA, 3280 nt
Organism: Tribolium castaneum (red flour beetle)
Lineage: Eukaryota; Metazoa; Arthropoda; Insecta; Coleoptera; Tenebrionidae
Gene: aub
Product: aubergine
Exons: 9
Coding region: 367-3039 (890 amino acids)
Biological process (GO): regulatory ncRNA-mediated gene silencing
Cellular component (GO): P granule
Molecular function (GO): RNA endonuclease activity; piRNA binding; protein binding
Source: RefSeq, a predicted model, not a curated record